This is a messenger RNA of Notechis scutatus (mainland tiger snake), 1828 nucleotides long. RefSeq names its product ARF like GTPase 4D (gene ARL4D). Lineage: Eukaryota; Metazoa; Chordata; Lepidosauria; Squamata; Elapidae. The record is from RefSeq and is a predicted model, not a curated record. Gene Ontology annotation, molecular function: GTP binding; GTPase activity.
GCCGCAGCUUCUCUUUCUGUAGUUGGAGGUUGGGCGCGUGAGGAGUUUCUGCAGUGCUGACUGAGUUCUUGCGGAUGCGGGUGUUCAGUUGUCAGCUUGGAUCCCUGAUGGAGCUGUCGUGAGCAGUGAUCAUCAAUUGGUGCUUUUCAAGAUUUGGUGUCUAUUCAAUGACUAUGGGGAAUCAGUUGGCACCUGUGCCUCCUUUCCUGCCUCACUUGCAGGCUCUGCAUGUGGUCGUAGUUGGAUUAGAUGCAGCUGGCAAAACAUCUCUGCUUUACCGUCUGAAGUUUCAGGAGUUUAUCAAGAGUGCACCUACCAAGGGCUUCAACAUGGAGAAGAUCCGAGUGCCACUGGGAACCUCUCGCAUCAUCACUUUCCAAGUAUGGGAUGUGGGCGGCCAGGAAAAACUGCGUCCUCUCUGGAAAUCCUACAUGCGCCGAACAGAUGGGGUUGUUUUUGUAGUCGACUCAGCAGAGGUUGAACGUUUGGAAGAGGCUCGAGUUGAAUUGCACAAAAUUACACACUCCUCAGACAAUCAGGGAAUUCCUGUGCUUGUGCUGGCUAACAAACAGGAUGUGGCACAUGCACUCUCUGUAGCUGAGGUGGAGAAGCACCUUGGCUUACAUGAACUAUAUACUUCAACGUUGAGCCACAUCCAGGGUUGCAGUGCCAUUAGUGGACUAGGCCUUCAGCCAGCUCUGGAAAAACUGUAUGAAAUGAUUCUUAAACGCAAAAAACUCCUUCGCAAUGGUAAGAAGAAGUGCUGAGAAACAAUGUUUCCACCUGGACAAAAGUUAAUAAUCAUUCCAAGCAUGAUUCAUGGCAAUUAAUGGACCAAGUCUUCAGUUUCUUCCUUAGUGGUUUUUAAUUAUUGGACUAAAGGGUUGUUUAAUAUCUAAACAUUUAUCAUGUCUACUUUCCUCUUACCCUAAAGAGAAUGAAUAUCUGUCUAGACUGGGGAGGGAUAAACUUUUUUCAAAGUAAUGGGUUGUGCUCUAUGAGUUCAGCAAACCCUUCAUAGUUAAGUUUACCUUUAAAAAAUAUCUCCUUUGACUCUUUUCAAAGGCUCUUGUUUUUUACAUAAAGCAUAACUUAAAUUAUUAAACAAAUUGUUUGUGGGCUUCAACAAGGCAUUUUUGUCAUCUUCAAUAUAUUAAUCAGGCAACUGGAGUGAGGAGGAGCUACCAGCUUCUUUGGGAAAAAGCAAGCAUCAGAUGGUAUUUCUUGGAAAGACGAGUAGCAUUUCACUUUCAGCAAAGCCCUGCUGGACCUCAAGGCACUAUAGAUAUCAUCAUUUACUCUUCUCAGCAUUUGCAGAUUACAUGAGCAAGAAGAAUGAGGAAAAGGCAGCUGAAACUGUUUAUAUUUUCUUGGAUCCUUCACUUUUUCUAAUAAUGGCAGUCUCUACUUUUUUUUUUAAUAAAACAGCCAACUAACUCCCUCAUCUCCUUAAGAACAGAGUAUGCCUUAUUCGCAGAUAGGCUAAAGCUUUGGCAUAGUUCAUUUUAGAAAUAAAGUAUUGGAUAUACCUUUGCCUGAGAGGAUGAAUUGGCUUUGAAUGGUAUGACUGGAGAGAAAGGUAAAGGGACAGAGCGGUUCAUGAAAUGAGACGACGAUGAGUAGCAGGUGUUUCUUUUCUGACAAUACUUCCCACUUCCAAGCACAAUUAGCAGAAGUCUAGAUUUGGCACGGCUUAUACUUUGACAAGAGUUUGAAUUGAGGCAGUACUUCCAAAUGAAAUUUUCAAGGCCUAGGUUACUAGGUUCCAGUAAAGAAUAAUUUUAAAAAGCAAAGAUUGUUAGAGGAAUAAAAUGCAAUUGCAUAUGAU